Molecule: messenger RNA, 714 nt
Organism: Necator americanus (New World hookworm)
Lineage: Eukaryota; Metazoa; Nematoda; Chromadorea; Rhabditida; Ancylostomatidae
Exons: 5
Coding region: 1-714 (237 amino acids)
Biological process (GO): oxygen transport
Molecular function (GO): iron ion binding; oxygen binding; heme binding
Source: RefSeq, a predicted model, not a curated record
AUGUAUCGUGGAUACUGCGAACGUUGCAAGAAGGAAAUGCUGCGGGAGGAGGACAUCAGGAAGAUAACUAGAGAAAUGCUGGACGUUCGCAUCAACGGUGGGCCAAAGGCGCUUAUAAUUAACACGGGAGCGGAAUUGAAUGGGAGGCCAAUGGUACUGGAGAAUGGAACCGAAAAAGCAUGUAAGCAGAGGAGGGAGUCAAUCAAAGGAGGAGGCGACGAAACAACAAAAUUAACACGAGAGCAGGUUAACAGGCUUCAGGAUAGUCAGCGCCAGAUAAUUAUCGAUACAUUCACAAAAAUGGAGCAGAGCCCGGUAAAGACAGGUCUCAAAAUACUUGUAAAGAUGUUUGCCGAAUAUCCUCAAUACAAACAAAUUUGGCCACAAUUUCGAGCAAUCCCGGACUCGUCACUAAUGAAUGCAAUCGAAUUAAGGAGACACGCUUCCGUCUAUAUGUGUGGACUGGGGGCUAUAAUUCAUUCCAUGAACAAUGAGAACGAUCUGGCCUUGCAGAUGAAUCGGAUAGCGAAGGCGCAUAUCAAAUGGAACGUUCACAGGAAGCACGUUAUACACAUGUUGGAGCCUGUCCUUGACUUGGUGGAAGAGUGCAACGACGGAAAACUCGACUACGAAACCAAAGAGGCUUGGACCACCUUAUACAACGUCAUCGCCGAUCUCAUUGAGAUAUAUCGAUACAAGAAUAGCAAUAUGUAG